AUGAGCGAUAUCUUGAACGAUGCCAGAGUUGUCAUUGCCACCACCACUGAUGUUGAAACUAUCCCUGAAGGUAUCCCCAUCCUCAUCACCCAUGAGUUCGAGAUGGGUGCCCCGGAGGAGAAAGAGCGUGAAGGUAUUCUGCAAAAUGUCGUCACCGAGCGCGGUAUCAGACUGUCCGCGGACGUGGGUCUUGGUAGCAUUGCUCUGAAGACCGCAGCUCUUGUUGCAGGAGACCUGGUUGACGUCGUGGAACGAGCUGCCGGAGCAAGAACAGCUCGUCUCGAAAGUUUGGCCGAGGUUAGCAAAAAGCUUUGCGGCUCGGGGGUCUUUGUGAGAGACGUCCUGCUGGCAGAAUUUGACGCUGCUGUCGAAGCUGCGCGCAAGAACUUCGCCGAUUCGAUCGGUGCACUAAGAUUCCCAACGUUGGCUGGGACGAUGUUCUCGCUCAACUUCUUCUCCGCAAACGUGCGCCGGAUAUUCCAACGCGCUCGGGAUGCUCGUCCCUGCGUUGUCUUCUUUGAUGAGCUGGACUCUGUUGCGCCCAAGCGUGGUAACCAGGGAGACAGUGAUGGUGUUAUGGACCAUAUCGUCAGUCAGCUGCUCGCAGAGCUGGAUAGAAUGAACGGCGGCGAGGAGAAUAGCGGCGGAGUUUUCGUCAUUGGUGCGACUAACCAUCCCGAUUUGCUUGACACUGCUCUUCUCCGCCCUGGUCGCUUCGACAAGAUGCUCUACCUGGGCGUGUUAGAUACACACAGGAAGCAGGCGACUAUCCUUGAGGCUCUGACGCGGAAGUUCGCUCUCCACCCCGAUGUCUCGCUUGACCGCGUUGCGGAACAGCUUCCUUUGACUUACACUGGUGCUGAUUUGUAUGCGCUCUGCUCUGAUGCCAUGCUAAAAGCUAUCACUCGAAAGGCCACUGCGGUCGACGAGAAAAUUAAUGCUCUGCCAAAUGGUCCCGUCAGCACUGCUUGGUUCUUUGAUCACCUUGCCACGAAGAAGGAUGUCAAUGUGAUGGUAACCGAGGAGGAUUUCCUGUCUGCUCAAGGAGAGCUUGUGCCAAGUGUUAGCGCCAAAGAACUCGAGCACUUCGAGCGCAUUCGUCAAACGGUCGAAGCAGUAGACAAGUCAAAGCAAGACCCCGCCGCCGCCGCACCACAGACAAUCGCCGAGGCAAUGGAAGCAUUCAGCCUGGGCGGCUCGGCUAUACCAGAAGAGGCACCUACCACCAAUGGCGACAGCCACACGCCCGGGGGUAUUCACGGCUGCAUCACAGGCCUGAACAAAUGGUCAGAGAACCUUGUCCGCAGCACCAGCGGCCAGUCAACAACCAGCAGCAAAGGCAAAGGAAAGAACGUCAGCACCGGUGCGGAAUCUGAUGGAUCUGUUGAUGGUGAUGAUGAGGAUAUGGCAGAUGCCAAUUCCGAAGAGGAUGAAGAUGAGGAUGAUUACGUUGUCCGGACUGAUCAUUUGAGAAACCCCAUGGAGGAGGUUGAAUAG
Penicillium hordei is the source of this 1497-nucleotide messenger RNA. Its product is annotated as peroxin-6 Pex6-Penicillium chrysogenum. The transcript is spliced from 3 exons. Gene Ontology annotation, biological process: protein import into peroxisome matrix. Gene Ontology annotation, cellular component: cytosol; peroxisomal membrane. The record is from RefSeq and is a predicted model, not a curated record. Lineage: Eukaryota; Fungi; Ascomycota; Eurotiomycetes; Eurotiales; Aspergillaceae. Gene Ontology annotation, molecular function: ATP hydrolysis activity; ATP binding. The coding region runs from base 1 to 1497 and encodes 498 amino acids.